AUGAGAGAUGAGCUGAAACAUUGCGAGAGUCAUGAGCUGAAAUGCAUAUUCAAACACCCUGAAAUCAAUUCCAAAACAAUCAAAGAAUUUCCUAAGAACUGCAGAUCUGUAUGCGGAUUUUUGAAAAUAACAGAUAAAAGUGACGUCACUUAUUCUCAAUUGAAAAAGGCAUUCAAAUCAAUGUUAGAGAUUCGUGGAAGUCUGACUAUUGUGAAUACUAACUUCACUGAUAUCCGAUUUUUAUCGAUUGAUCCAAUUUUUGAUAUUUUGAAUUUCGAGUGUUAUGGAGACGGCAUUGUAAUCUCUAACAAUUCCUUCCUAACCGCUGAUAACGUCAUACGAGAUUUCUACAUCUUUCCCGGUACCAACAUCAAUGAAUGUCACUUCCGUAUAGAAAAUAAUGAGCAAUUUGAUGGAAGAUUUAUUUGUGAUUUUUAUCCAGAUCCUGUGGUCAACAUGACAGUCAGAAAUAAUUUGAAGGACUGUACUGAUAAAUAUCCUCCGACUACAACAGUAGCGGCCACUACUGUUGACUCAAAAGUCAUCCUAAACGGCUUGAAUAUUUCAGACUCCUCUUUUUACACAUUUGGUCUUGAAAUGUAUGAAGUGAUAGAUGGAACCAUUGAAAUUCAGAAUACCAAAUAUGAAGAUUUAUCCUUCCUGAGAAAGCUAACUAUGAUUACAGUUCAGAAUAUGACGUCAUCUGAAAUGUGUAAUAUUAAUAUUCAUGACAAUAAGGACAUGAAACGACUGAAUUUUCCGGUUUUGGAAGAUAUUGUGAAUACAGAAAUGGGACCUAUCACUAUAAAUUUGGAGAACAUGCACCCUGAUUUCUGUUUGACUCUCGACGAAAUUAUUAUGUUUAUGGAGCAGAACGUGUCAUUUAGAAAAAUAGAUGCUACGCUAUGUGAGCCUAUAACUACGGUGGAUCCGAGGAAACGAUGUACUUUUUACAACUUGACUUCAUUGGAAUCAGGUUGUCAAAUCAUUUUUGGAGAUAUUUUAAUAACUUAUGAAGAUGAAACUUUUGUUGAAAAGUUGACAGAAGUUGAGUUUUUGUUCGGAACGCUGAAAAUAGAAAAUGCAACAUUGGAAAUUAUGAAUUAUUUGUAUAAUUUAAAAUAUAUUGUAAACCUAAAAGAAUCCCAAUAUAUAAUCCAGUAUGUGUCGAAUAAAAACUUAGUAGCCGCACCUUUACCAAAUCUUGAUAACAUUGUAACCAGAAGCCAAACCAAAACAGUUUUCAUACAAAGUAACCCGAAUUACGCGGACUCGGUUCUCCCACGAGCCAUGAACGGGCCAGCGGACUGCUCAAUGAUGAUGGGGACCACAUUUAGGACAACUGUGAAUUAUGUUGGGGAGAAUUGUGUGGAGGAGAACUCAGGAAUAGUGGCGAGAUACAUGAUACCUGUGAUAUGUGUGUUGCUUGCUUGUUCAUUGGAGUUAUUCGCCCCCUCUCUUUAA
Caenorhabditis remanei is the source of this 1464-nucleotide messenger RNA. RefSeq lists its product as uncharacterized. Bases 1 to 1464 code for a protein of 487 amino acids. The record is from RefSeq and is a predicted model, not a curated record. NCBI's taxonomy places the organism in Eukaryota, Metazoa, Nematoda, Chromadorea, Rhabditida, Rhabditidae. The transcript is spliced from 6 exons.